Messenger RNA from Puccinia triticina, 543 nucleotides. RefSeq lists its product as uncharacterized. NCBI's taxonomy places the organism in Eukaryota, Fungi, Basidiomycota, Pucciniomycetes, Pucciniales, Pucciniaceae. The transcript is spliced from 3 exons. Bases 1 to 543 code for a protein of 180 amino acids. The record is from RefSeq and is a predicted model, not a curated record.
AUGAAACUGCUCGGCCGGGUACCCUGGGACGCCAAUCUGCGCCACUACUCCGGCUACGACCAGGCCGAAAUCCUGCCAACUGCCCAGUUCAUGCUCGACUACAUCCUCCGCUCCGGGUGCAAGAACCUCGGCAUGGGCUUGGACCCCAACUUUGUCAUCCAGGCCAGCUACGAAGGCGGCAACGAACACGCCAACCUGUUCAAGAAAUAUGCCACCCGCAAAUUUUUCCGAGUGAGCGAGAUCGUCCGUGAUUGGGCUGUGGACCGAUACACCUUCGAGACCCCGACGGGCUACGAAUGUGACAAGCUCGAGGAAUGGAGCAGCUCGUCCAAGACGGCCAAGAAGCGGGCCACCACCGCCGGCGCCCAACGUGCCGCCCGCCGCAUCAUGAUGACCCUGACCUUUCCGACGAGCUCGAGGACGACGACUACUGAUGCCCCCGUCCCCUUAUUUAAUGAUUCUCACUUCCUUUUCUUCCACUUGCCUCCACACACUCUCAUCACCCAUCGUCGCUCUGCCGUCCUCACCCCCUCACCCUCAUAG